Molecule: messenger RNA, 882 nt
Organism: Recurvomyces mirabilis
Lineage: Eukaryota; Fungi; Ascomycota; Dothideomycetes; Mycosphaerellales; Teratosphaeriaceae
Exons: 1
Coding region: 1-882 (293 amino acids)
Biological process (GO): fatty acid beta-oxidation
Cellular component (GO): mitochondrion
Molecular function (GO): enoyl-CoA hydratase activity
Source: RefSeq, a predicted model, not a curated record
AUGACUUCCAAUCGCCUCACCUCCCAGCCCCCGGCAACACCGACCUAUAUUCUCACCUAUCCGGCCCCAUAUGUCCUACUCAUCACAAUCAACCGGCCCAAAGCAAUGAAUUCCCUGCCAUACGCCUCGCACUGGGAAGCAGACGCUCUCCUGCAAUGGUUCGACGCCGAGCCCUCUCUCCGCGUAGCUGUCAUCACAGGCGGAGGCGACAAAGCGUUCUGUGCCGGCCAGGACCUCAUCGAACAGCGCGAUAUCGCUAAUAUCCGGGAACGUAUAGCGAAAGGCGAUGUGGCUGCGAAGAAGGAGUUGCCAGAUCGCAGGACGCUCACACAUCCACCGUCUGGGUUCAUGGGCGUUAGCCGACGAGCGGGUAAGAAGCCUGUCAUCGCUGCUGUUAAUGGGUGGGCGAUGGGUGGCGGCUUCGAGAUCUGUCUGGGUUGUGACAUGAUCGUCGCCAGCCCCAAAGCCACUUUCGGUCUACCAGAAGCCAUGCGAGGACUCUAUGCCGGCGCAGGAGGACUCUCACGAUUAGUGCGGCUAGCAGGCAUGACCAUAGCCUCCGAAAUUGCCAUGUCCGGACGCUUCCUCUCAGCCCAAGAAGCAGCACAGUACCAGAUCGCCAACAGAGUCUCCAAGACUCAUGAGAGUUGUGUUCCCGAGGCGGUAGAGCUGGCGGCUAAAGUAGCGAGUUUGAGCCCUGAUGCGAUUAUUGUCACCCGUCAUGGUUUGAGGCAGAGUUGGGAGACGGCGAGUGUGGAGAGGGCAAGCCAGGAGACUGAAUUGAGACACGGUGCGGGAUUGAGGGAUGGAGAGAACAUCGGUAUUGGACUACGAGCUUUUGCCGAGAAGAAGCAGCCGAAAUGGGUGCCAUCGAAGUUGUAG